Molecule: messenger RNA, 573 nt
Organism: Zerene cesonia (dogface butterfly)
Lineage: Eukaryota; Metazoa; Arthropoda; Insecta; Lepidoptera; Pieridae
Exons: 1
Coding region: 1-573 (190 amino acids)
Source: RefSeq, a predicted model, not a curated record
AUGUUAUCUGUUCUACUAUUAUUGCUAGCAUGCAAAAUAAUAUCAAGUGAAGUGACUACAGAAGUUCAAUUAUUGAACGAGUUGUCCAUAGAAAAGUUAUUGCAAUUGAAAAAUUCGUUUAAGGAUAUGACCACAGAAUAUUAUAACACUACAGUUACUACACCAAGUUAUAUGGAAACUUUCGGAGCACAAGCAAUGGCCAUGCGAGCUCCGCCAAUAAAAAGAGCUGACUAUGAAGACGGGCUGCACAAAAAGGAAGGUAACAGUAAGUUAAGCAAUAUAUUUUCAAUGACAGUGACCACGUUAGCGUUUUUAGCCUUCGGUGGAUAUUUGUUAUGUCUGAUAGUACAUGCAAUGAGGGCGAAACAUACGACCACGGCCGUGGUCACUCCACAACCAACGAUAUUUGUAAAUGCUGGGAUAAAGCGGCCACAAACGCAAUUCGCAUCAUACGGUCGACGUAAAAGGCAGGUGGAUGAUAUAACUGGAGUAGUUCUGCCGCCGGAAGAAAUGUUUUCAGCAUUACUGCAAGUAUGUGAGGGUUAUGCUAAAUGGAAUGAAUAUCAUAAUUGA